AGGAGAGGUUGCCGAUGGGAUCGCCGGAGGAGUUGCCGGUUGUGAUCCCGUUCGGCUACCUGAGGAACGGCAAAUCCAAAUCCAACAUUUGUAAUUCAUUAUUUAUUAUUUUUCUUUUCCAACACCCAUCAGCGGCACAAUCGUACGUAAUUAUCUAGUGUACAGAUAAGGCGGCGCGGAGGAAGAGACGGAAGCCGAGGCUGCCGCCGGCGGACUCUCUGGAGUCGAUUUGGCUGGCGAUCAUGGAGGGCCGCGGCGGAUCACGGAGGACCGCCCGCGACGACGACAACGUGCAGGCGGCGACGACCGAGAAGGCGUCGUCGGAGAUAAAAUCUCUGCAGGCGGCGACCGAGCUGCGGAGGGAUUCGUGGCUGGAGAAGGAGGAGCUCAACCGGCGGGUGGAGGCGUUCAUCAAGAAGUUCAACGACGAGAUGCGGCUUCAGCACCAGCGAUCGAUGCAGCAGUACGUUGACAUGAUCAAUCGCGGCUGUGCUUGAUUAUUUUAUUUGUGAAUAAUACAACUAAUCGAAUUAUAUUGUGAAUAUAUAAAAUUA
This is a messenger RNA of Zingiber officinale, 554 nucleotides long. RefSeq lists its product as uncharacterized. Bases 243 to 497 code for a protein of 84 amino acids. The transcript has a single exon. The record is from RefSeq and is a predicted model, not a curated record. Lineage: Eukaryota; Viridiplantae; Streptophyta; Magnoliopsida; Zingiberales; Zingiberaceae.